This is a messenger RNA of Anthonomus grandis grandis, 3615 nucleotides long. It is a transcript of the gene NKAIN, whose product is annotated as sodium/potassium-transporting ATPase subunit beta-1-interacting protein. The record is from RefSeq and is a predicted model, not a curated record. The transcript has 6 exons. NCBI's taxonomy places the organism in Eukaryota, Metazoa, Arthropoda, Insecta, Coleoptera, Curculionidae. The coding region runs from base 266 to 1471 and encodes 401 amino acids. Gene Ontology annotation, biological process: regulation of sodium ion transport.
CCAUGGCGUUGACGUAUGGAAUGUCAAAUAGAUUUUGAUUUGCAAAUUCCAAGCAAAAAAGGUACACAAAGGGGAUUUUAAACUUGUUUAAUUUAUACUAAAAAAAAAUACAAAUGUUUAAUUGUGCCUAAUUAAGUGUUAUUUGCUCACUCAUCUUAAAGAUGUUAUAUUGGACAAAGACUGUGCUGAUAGGAGUACAAUGAUUACGACCUCAAAUCUAAUAUUAGAAAAUAGGAAGUAAAAUUGCAUAUAUUCUUGCAUUGCAAUGGGAUUUUGUAAGCGUAGACACCUAUUUCUUACCUUAUGUGUACUGCAGCUGGUAACAGUUGUUGAGAGACAAGUCUUUGACUUUCUCGGGUUUCUUUGGAUAUCACUGCUGGUAAACUUCCUGCAAAUCAUAUUUACCAUAUUUGGAUUCUUUGGGGCUUACCAGUAUAGGCCAAAGUAUAUAAUAUCGUACCUGUUAUGGCAGCUAGCUUGGAUUGCAUGGAACAUAUUCCUCAUAUGCCUUUAUUUAAAUGUAGCUGGACUGGACCAUGAGACCAAUAAAGUGCUCAAACUAGACUAUAAGAGUGACAGUUGGUGGAAAAAAAAUGGCCCUGGCUGUAAAGUGGUUAAUGUCGAAGAAUCCAAAUAUGACGGCUGCCUGAUUGAUUAUGUACAUAUCGAAGUGUUUCAGUCAGGGCUUCAAGUUGUUUUAACUGUAUUUAGUUGCAUCAUUGGAACAUGUUUAAGCAGGACAUUCUUAGAAGAAGAUGAUACUUCAUCACAUAAAUCGACACGUAAAACAUCAAAGCAGAGCAUGUCACUAUACUCAAUCGAAUUCAGCUCACAAAUGGAUAGACAUGGGGAUAGUGACAAUGAUUUGGACCAAUCUCCUUCAUCACCAAAACCAAUGACUCCUCGUAGAGUUAAAAGAAGGAGCGUCAUGCAGAGGGGUUCUUCAGGGAGACACAGUACUAGUAGUAGACGUCAAUCUCACGCUCGAUCUUCCACAAGAAGUUCCAGAAGGAUGCAAAACCCAGUUACAAAACUUCUAGAACAGCAGCAAAAGUGCCAAGCAUACGAAAGCGCUACUAGCCAGUCCCCUGUAGAAUCUCCAAUUCAUCAUAACCACCACAACUAUUAUGGCAAUCCCAGUACAUUAAAUCCACAAAAUUGGCAAGGACCCAUGGGUCACACGAACCCAUCUUACCAACAGUCAACUACCUCGUUAAACGAAGACUUCGACGACUUGUACAAUAACAGGCCAGCGUCAGUUAGAUCUAGCUACUCGAAUUUUCACGGUGCCAGGGCUAACUAUUCACCUACAAAACAGUACCAUCACCAUCACAGUCAUGCUACACCUCAAGUACCUCAAAAACGAAGUAAUUUGAGGAAUAGUAUGAGAAAUAUGGCUUUUAUGAAUAAUGGCCCUCCAGCUUAUACUGUUCAGGCUGCUAUGCAGGUUGAUAACGAAACUCCUAUGUAGAUAAUGAGUAUUUUUGAUAGUGGUUUAUUAGUUUGGAGGCUUAAAUUGAUAAUUGAGGGUUCUACCCAGGCAGCACAAAUGUGUCCUAUGAAAGGUUUCCUCUUUUUUUGGAAAUAUAAAGGUCCAAUGGACAUCCAUUAAUUUGCUCAAAAAAUCCAUAGGAUGAUACAUAUGUCACAAAAGUCGUGACAUCACUCGGCCAGAGGAUCACUGAAUAAUAAGACAAAUAAUUUGUCAAUGUAAAGGGAUAUUUAAUAUAGCAUGUCCAAUGGACUUCUACAUGAAGUCAUUCAAUUGAUGAGGUAACCUUUGUCUCAUUCGUAUAAUACAAUUUCUUAUAAUCAUUUUCACUUACCAAUUUGCACCAAAAAAACUCUUCAUAAUUGCUUUGCUCCAACUAGCUUUACUUUAAAGUUUAUUCAUUGGGACUAAUUAAUUUUGCAACUUUAAUUUUUGUUUCCGUUACCAAAUACCGUAAUACAUGUAGUAUAUUGUUAACAAAAUAUAUUAUUAUAUGAGGUUUUUUAAAUCUUUAUUUACAAAAAAAGAAAUUACAUUAUGUUUCGAAGAACUUAGAAUAUGGAUUGUGAAUGACAUGUGCAGUAUAAGAAGUAUAAAAAUUUAUCGGACGUAUUGCUGUUAUUGGCAUUUUUAUUAAUAAAAUGUCGAAAAUAGAUAAAAAUAAAUGCAUAUGUGAACAUAUUUCUUGUACUUCCAAAGAGUCUGAUAAAGAGGUUGCAUUAUUUUAAUUCCACAAUAAAAUUCCGGGUAUGUAAGGUAUUUUUAAGAAUAUUAUUCCAACGGCUUUUCAUUUUUAUUUGUUCAAUAGCUUCUUUUUUUUUAAACCAUGGGAAUAAUAAGUUCUUAAAUCCAUUACAAGUUCUCAAGAAAAUCUAUGCACUGAACUCAAGUAAACUAAUUAUAAUUUCCAAAGCAUUUUUUGAAAAGUCAAUAGAAUUCCAUUGGACAAAGUUAUUUUGAAGUCCGUUGGAUUGCUCAUAAUUAUUAUCCAUAUAGGAUGUCCAUUAUUGAUCCAUGGAUAUUUCGACUUGGUUUAAAAUACUGGAUAUUCAUUGGAGGAUGUCUGCUGUCUGGGUAGUCCUAAUUUCUUAAGGAAAUGCCUGAACAUAAUAUGUUUCCAUUAAAUUUGAUAUUUAAGCCCCAUAGAGCAUACAAAUGUCCCUAAAAUGUUUGACAAUUGUUUCUUUGUUAAUGUAUUUUUUGUACCUGUUAUCUUAUGGCUAUUCUAAACCCAAACAUAUCAGUUAACAGGUUUUUGUCGUUAAAUGUGGUUUACAGAAGGAGGGUUGAAAAAUGUUCUUGUCCGAAUUUGGUUUUUGCUGUGCCCAUAAUAUGUUAUAAGGAAUUUCAUGCAUUUAUUGGUAAAUUAUUUUAAUGUUCAGGUUAGCAAUGAAAAUUAACUUACUUUUAAUAAAGUUUCAGAUAAAAUAACUAGAGGUUAAGGAUUCUUUUUUGUGUCUAUAACAUACUAUGGAGCACGUUCUUUUGAAUCAAGGUUUAUAGUUACUGUUAUAUUGCCAUAUUUUUUUAAAUUUACCUUUUACAAACCGCAAGUGCAAUAUUUAAAAAAAUCCUUCCAAAAUGGCAUAAGUUUAUAUAUUAUUAUAUGCUUGCUGGCAUAUCAUUAAAUGAUGUAGAAUGUAUUAAUGAUUAAUCAAUUUUAGCAAGGUUAGUAUUUAUUUAUUAUAUACUUUAGGCAGCUUUAUUCUGUUAGUAAUUAAGUUUUAAUGUUGUUCAUAGCCUGUUAAUGUCAAUGUGAUAUUUCGUUAGGUGUUAUUUAAGUGUUUUUUUUGCCAAUAUUUACCGAUAGGGAAUAACUGUUUCUAAAUUGGAAGACUGCGUCGAUUCAGCUCAAACAUAUCUAUUUUUAGAUGAAUUUAGUUGUUUUUUUGACAAUAACCAAACUUAAUGUACAAUAUAGAAAAAUAAACACACUUUCAUUUUAGAGAUUUAUAGAAGUACAAAUCUGCUCUGUCCUGUUUUUACUGGAUCCAUUGUAAUGUGUAAAUAUUGCUUUUAGGUUUAGGACUUUUUUACCAAAGUAUUAGCUAAAAAUCUAUUUUAUUAUUACUAUUGUAGCUAAAAAUGUAUUGAUAUAUCAAUAUAGUGAAAUUAUAACUCAA